AUGCAGCGCCUCAUACUCGCUUUGAUGUUCGCCUUCAAUGCCCCUUCCAGUGCAUUGUAUGGCACCGGAGGCUCGAUAUGGAACGAGCAAGCCCGACAGCCACCUUUGCCACUUGACUUCGCAGAGAUUCCCACACCCAUCGCAACGCUCAAUUUUGAUUUUUAUAUACUUUCUACAUACUGGCCACCUUCGGUAAUCUCCAAGCCAUCGCACGGCGCCGCGCGUCAUAUAAUUGCCGCAGGCGUCGCGUCGCCCGGCUUCUGGUGUCACGGUCUAUGGCCUGCAAGGUACACAGGUCCAAUUCCUUCUUUCUGUACGAAGGAGCUGUUCGACUCCCAACAGCUUGGCCCUUUCGAGGCGAGCCUCGCCUACUUCCUUCGCAGCCCCGUAACGGCAUCUUUCCCAGCCAGCCUCCACAGCUUUUGGAGUCACGAAUGGGCCAGACACGGCACCUGCUCCGAAAUGGACCAGCUGUUGUACUUUACGGCAGUGUACGCGGCAGCACUCCACGUGGACGUACGGAAUGUUCUGGCCGCAGCCCGCAUACAGCCGUCCAACGAACGACAUUACACGCUGAAGCAGGUGACCUAUGCAUUGACGGGUGCCUACGGUUCUGCCUUCAACCCGCAUAUCGGCCUGGCCUGCGCCCCCUCCGCCGAACGUGGCGGAACGCCCGUCCUCCAGGAGGACUGUUCCGCCAUCACCUCUGAAUUAAGGGAGGCGGCGGAAGCAGAGGCAGGGGUCGCAGCAGGGCUUGGAUGCAACAGCACCGGUAGCGCUUCCGACAACGGCUGCAAUGGCGGUGGCGGCAGUGCCGUGGCGGGUCCGGGGCGGCGGCUGUUGUACGGCACAUGUGGAUCGGAUCCCGACGAUCUGGUGGCCUUUCCCGCCUAUGCGAGCAGUGAUGCAGUUGUGACGCUGCCCUGGGACAUCAUCCUCCGAGUGACCUCGGUGGUGGUGCUGAUGGCUGUAGCCGCAGCUGUCGGAUACACCCUCCUACAGCGUUGGCAGCUCAUCCCGGCGCUGUUCACUCCUCGACCCGUGGUCGAGGUGCAUUACCCCCCGGUUUCGGAGCCUGUGAGGGUGUGUGUGGAGCCCCUGGAACUGGGGCAGCUGUGGAGCAGCUUGCCCCACAUUGCUGCUUUCGUAGAGGACCUGCCCGUGGGCAUGGGCAUUAAGGGAGGCAUCGCUCGGAAGCUGCUCAAGGAGAAGUACGGCCGGCCCGAGCCUGCUGGCUCCUUCGACAUCGAUGUGCUGCUGUUCGUCGAGCAGUACAACCCCGAGGCUCACCGCGCGGCACGGGAGGCAGUUGCUGGCUGCCGACUGGGGGGCUUGGUUCUGGAGCCUCAGGACGUGGAGGUGCUCAGGAAGGAAUGGUUGGCCGAGUACUUCAUCAGUCGAGACGUGACUCAAAACGAGGUGCUCAUACUCAGGUCGGCUCCAGAUAGAACGGAGCUCUACUACACGGAGCAGGCUCGAAAGGACGUGGCUGCGGACCUGAUUCGGCCCAGUCUUCACGCGCUCAAAACUGAGUUCCACCUGGUAUGGGAGCUGGAGAAGGACGGAACACCCUACACUGCUAGUCAGCAGGUGGUUCGGUCCCUGGUUCGCUAUCUCAAGGGCCACGGCAGCGACUACGCAUUCGACCAGUCCACAUGGUCCCACUACCGCAGAGUGGGGCUGUCCAGGGUGGAGCUGUUCAAGGUGCUGAAGCCCUUCCACGAGGACGACCGCAAAAUGCAGGCUGCGGUGGACCACCUGGUGGCCAUUAGCUUCCUGCACCGAAGGGAGCUCCGCCGGGCGGGUGGUGUCAACAUGCUGUGGGGGCUGCUGCUGCAGGAGGUGAACGCGCAGGUGUCCCGCCACGGUGGGCGCUUCGUUCUGGGCUCCCUGGACACUGAGGGUGUGGAGCGCUGGGUGGAGGGCAAGAAGGCGGCCACUGCAGCCCGACUGAUUGCGGGGGAGAUGCGGUCUGCACGGACAGGCUUUGUUCAGUCCGAGGAGAGUGUCCUGGACCUCGGCCUGUUGACGUUCCCGCCGUCGCUAGUGGACUUCGUUGACUCCGGACCCACCUUCGACCCCUCAGCCUUCCUGCGCUCAGCCACCGCCGCUGCCGUACAUUCCCUCAACGACAGCGGCGGCGGCGGAGGCGACGGUGGUGGCGGCGCCCUGGCGGGAUCUGUUGGGCGGCAGAGAGGCAGCGACGCUGAGUCGCAACGGCCGCCGCCAGGUGCCCGCAGCGCCAGCCCGGAGAUGCCGUACGUGCCGGCUGACAACAGCCUGCAUUGGGAGGCGAUGCAGUCUGCCGCAGCUGCAGGUGGAGGGCGGGUGUAUCAAGUCAUCCGCCGCCGGGUAGGCAACGACGUGGAGGCGGCAUCGGGCUCGCAACGAACCUUCGGCAAUGGCCCGACAGUUAGUGGCGGCGGCCGAGGCGCUGCCGCCGUCGCCGCUGCCGUUGGGCCGCAACUGGGCGAAAUUAGCGGCGUUGAGGAUGAGCUACAGCGGGAGGUCGAGCGUCUGCGUGAGGCGCUAUUGCCACUCAGCGCCGGCUGUAACGCCUGCAGUCUGGCGCCUUUGGACUCGUCUGACGUGAGGCUGACGGGAACGGCACGUGGUUAUGGCGGCGGCGGCGGCGGCACCGCCGGUGGCUUGGAAGGAGGAGGCGGAGGCGGAGGAGAGAGGGAAGGCGUUGCCAACGGCGUGGCGAAGACGGAAGGGCGAUGUGAGACGGCGGAAGUGACGACAACACCGUGUGGCGGUGCUCGCGACGGUGGUGUUUGCGGUGGCGGCGGCGCUGGCGGCGGCGGCGGAAUGAGCACUUUGGAGCAUUCUCUUCAGGAGCUUGCUGGCUCAGUGCGACAGCGCCAGAGAAGCCACAACGUGGCCAUGAAGGAGCUCAUCGAUACGAGCUGCUUCGGCCACCAUCAACAGCUCUACCAGGGAGACCGCCCGACACCGCUGCAGCCGCCGCAGUGCGACGCUGGAAGUGGGGACGCGCUAGCGCCGCCCAUCGACGGCGCCACGUUGCCGCCGCCGCAGCGGCAGGCCCCGGCGCUAACGAUGGCGCCUGCGGCUGGGGUUUCCAUGCAGAGCGAUACCUGCGGCCGUCCCGCAGCCGCCGCUGCCACCACCGUCACACCAACGGGCUGUACGGCGAGACAAGAUACGGCGGAGCAUGCGGCUGAGGACGACGCCAACACCAGCCCGCCGCCCCAGUUCACGGCUGGGAGCUAUAUGCCGCUGGCGCCAUCGAGGCCGCCGACGUGGCGACGGCUGGCGCCACAGCCCAACCACCCACCGAGUCCGGCAAUCACGUCAGCGCCUGCAUCCGAUGCGCUUGCGGACGGCGCCGACGGUGACGGCGGCUGUGGUGGUGGCGGCGGAGGUGGCAGCGGUGGCGGCCCCACUGGACUGCCUAAGCAAUGGCCAGCGGACGGCAGCGGCAGUGGUGGAGGCGGCGGCAGCGGGGGCGCCUUCGAAAACGUUUCCUACUGGUUGCAGUACUCGAGCACCUACCUGUCAGCGGCCCCCCAGUCUGAGACGGCGCUGGAUACUCUGGGCUCAUUUUACCAGAUGUCUGCCGCCAGGGGCAGCCUACUGGGCGGCGGCGGCGGCGGCGGCUGUGACGCUGACGUUGGCGGCUGUGGCGAUGAGGAUUACACACCCUUGGUGGCGGAUCACGAGGUGCAAAGGCGGCGGAGGCCCUCAUUGGCCAAGCUGGUCAUGUUUGUGAUUGGGGUGAUGGCGAUCGACAAGGUGCUGCUGCUGUCGGCCUACGCGCUGAUGCUGUCUGGGCUGGUGGCGCGGCUGUGUGUACCCCGAGUGGAAGCAGCGCUGUUUGACGCCUUCAACGAACUGGACGCGGCUCAGUUCUGGAACAAUCUGCUGCUGGCCGCGGCUCUAAUCCUGUCGGACACGCUCCUCGCCCUGCUGGGUGGGGUCAUCCUGGAGCUCUUCACGCGAAAUGCCAUGCGGCAGCUGUUCAGGCGCUUCUUCGAGCACGUGGUGUUUCAGGACCUGCCCUUCUUCGCGCGCCUCAGCCCCGGGGAGCUCAUGGCUCGCACCAGCGGGGACUCCCUGACGCUGCGGGGCAUUGUGGCCUCCACACUGUACCGGUUCGUGGAGGGUGUCACAUUAUUCCUGGGCGCUGCCGCCUUUCUUACCACUGCUGCUGGCCACUUGCUCCGGAACCGGCCCCAACUGGCGGCUGCGUUCCUGCUGGUGGGGGCGGUGGGCCUGACGGAGGCUGGACUGCUGGGCGUGUGGCUGCGCCGUCUCAACCUGCAGGUACGGCAGGCCAUGGGGCGCAUGUUUGGUUUCACUCUCAGCAUCUUUGGCCACAUCUCCCUGGUUUCGGCGCUAGGCCUGGAGCCGAUUGCCGUUGAAGAUUACCGCCAUUUCGCCGCUGACUACUUCGCCAGCACCUUGGUCCUUAACUGCCUGCUGCACUGUCAUGGCGCCAUCACUGGGCUGCUCAGUGCAGCGCUGCGUUUUAGUCUCCUGGCACUGGGCGGCGCGGCGCUCUUUGACGGCGUCAUGACGGUGGGAACGCUGUUUGCCGUAUUGCAGUACUGCAGUUGGCUGCAGAAGGGGCUGAAGCAGGCGAGUGACAGUUGGGCUAGGCUGAUGGCCGGCCUGGGCAGUGUUGAGCGCCUGGUGGAACUGCACGACAGGGGAACCUUCGGUGCCGUGCCUGGCGGCAGCGGCGGUGGCGGCAGCGGCGGCGGCGGCGGCAGUGUCGGUGGGGCCAGCGGCGAGAAAGGGCCCCGCGACAGGCCAUGCGAGGAAGAGGUCCCGCGGCGCAGCCUCUUCCGAAACGUUGACGGCGGAGGCGGCAGCAGCGGCGCUUCACGCUGUCGUACACUUGCCAGCACCGCCAGCCCGCUCGCGGAACCCCUACUAUCCCGUACGGCACCACCAGACGCGCGAGAGCGAGGCGCUCUUUCCGACCUGGAGGCGAACCCGGUCGCCACCACGGAAGACUGGUCCACAGGAGCCACGGUGGGGUACGGCACGCGCUCGUACCAUGGCGGCAGCGCCGCGGUGGCAUCCGCUGGCACCGGCGCCGCUAGCGGAUGGGGCUUGGCAGCAGCAGGGCCAAGGAUGCCAUGGCCGCAACGGCCGCCACGUCCCGAUUUUGGCCAGCUACUUGGGGGAUUCAAGCUGAGCGGAGUGCAUCUGACGUCACGCCGCCACAAGGACCGGCUGCUGCUCCGUGACGUGCAUUUGGAGGUGGUGGCGGGGCAGGCGGUGGUGGUGACAGGCGACGAUGUCGAGGGCCUCCACGGGCUUUUGUCGAUGCUGAUGCUGCGCACUCCGCCGUACAAGGGCUGUCUGGCCUUUCAGCUGCCCUCCGCCGCCCUGCCCUCCGCCGCGGCGCUCUUGGGACCGUCCCCCCUGGACCGACUGCUGCGCCGCACACCCAUCGCCGCCACCACCGCAGCCACUACCGCCAGCAGCUGUAACGAGCCUGGUGGCGGGAUGGGUGGUGACGGCAACAACCGUACUGACAAGUUUUCGGCGCCGGUGUCGAUGCCAAUGCCAGCGGCGGCGGCGGCGGCGGCGGCAGCGGCUUCUGUACCGGCCUCCGCUGACUGGGAAUGGGCGGCGUUCAGUUUCCGUCAGGACUACCUGCGACCUCCUCGCUCCAGGGUGGCCCUCAUCAGCAGGUCGAUGUGCGGGGUCUUCCGGACCUCCCUGGAGGACAACGUGGCGGUGGCGGCGGCGUGGCGGGCCGUGAGUACUGCAGAUGUACGGCAGGCAUGCCAAGCCGCCGGACUGCACGAGGAAGCCAUGACGCUGAAGGAUGGCUACUUCACCACACUAGGUGAGGGCAGCGGCAAUGCGCUAUCACAGCUGGGCCUGCUCCGACUGGCUGUGGCCCGUGCACUGGUUCGCCGUGCCGCGCUGGUGCUUGUGGAGGACGUGGAUGCCUUCUCGCUGGCCCUGGGGGAGACGGAACUCGUGGCUCUGCUGCGGCAGCUUCGCGACUCUGGCUGUUGUGUGGUAAUGAUGUGCGGCAGUGGAUGCGGCCGCAGCGGCGAAGCGGGUGCACAGUCCUUAGGGCCGGACCAACUGUGGCCGCCGCAGCAACAGCAACAGCAGCAACAGCAACAGCAGCAACAGCAACAGCAGCAGCAACAGCAGCAGCAGCAGCAGCAACAGCAACAACAGCAACAACAGCAGCAACAGCAGCAAUGGCAGCAACAGCAACAGCAGCAACAGCAACAACAGCAGCAGCAGCAACAGCAACAGCAACAGCAACAACAGCAGCAGCGGGUCCCCAUCGGGCCCCCAUCCAAACAUGCGGGCCUUGAUUAG
Volvox carteri f. nagariensis is the source of this 6321-nucleotide messenger RNA. RefSeq lists its product as uncharacterized. The coding region runs from base 1 to 6321 and encodes 2106 amino acids. The record is from RefSeq and is a predicted model, not a curated record. Gene Ontology annotation, biological process: transmembrane transport. Gene Ontology annotation, cellular component: membrane. NCBI's taxonomy places the organism in Eukaryota, Viridiplantae, Chlorophyta, Chlorophyceae, Chlamydomonadales, Volvocaceae. The transcript has 30 exons. Gene Ontology annotation, molecular function: RNA binding; ribonuclease T2 activity; ATP hydrolysis activity.